Messenger RNA from Miscanthus lutarioriparius, 414 nucleotides. NCBI's taxonomy places the organism in Eukaryota, Viridiplantae, Streptophyta, Magnoliopsida, Poales, Poaceae. The record is from the annotation of a GenBank genome assembly.
AUGGAGCGGCGGGCGCAGCAGCCCGGCGAUGCGCAACAGCCAGGCAAGGACGGCGGCGGCGACUCUCCUCCUCCACCGCAACCGUUCUUGGAGGUGACGUGCAGGAGCUCCGGCAAGGUCCGGCGGUUCGCGGCAGGGACGACGGCCCGCUACGCGCUGCACGCCAUCAACCGCAAGCUCGAACCCGAGGCCCCGACGGCGCUACACGUCGAGCCCGUCAGGGACGGCGAAGAGCCCGUCAGCUUCGGCCCCAACGCGGCCCUCGCCAACUACGGCCGCGGCUGGAGGCUGCAGACCGUCACCGUACCGUUCCCCGAGAACCGAGUGCAAACCACCCGACUUAAAAGGUUCCAAAUACAAGCGAGCGAUAAGUUACGUAGACAAGAUGACUCCAGGGUUGUGGAGUCAUCGUAA